Antrostomus carolinensis (chuck-will's-widow) is the source of this 7223-nucleotide messenger RNA. RefSeq names its product proline rich coiled-coil 2B (gene PRRC2B). Bases 1 to 6690 code for a protein of 2229 amino acids. The transcript has 31 exons. The record is from RefSeq and is a predicted model, not a curated record. Gene Ontology annotation, biological process: cell differentiation. NCBI's taxonomy places the organism in Eukaryota, Metazoa, Chordata, Aves, Caprimulgiformes, Caprimulgidae.
AUGUCCGAUCGUUUGGGGCAAAUAACCAAGGGAAAGGAUGGGAAAAGCAAGUACUCGACUCUCAGCCUGUUUGAUAAGUAUAAAGGAAAGUCAAUAGAAGCUAUCAGAACUACAGUUAUUCCUAGACAUGGCUUACAGAGUCUUGGGAAAGUUGCUGCUGCCCGGCGCAUGCCACCUCCUGCAAACUUGCCUAGUUUGAAGUCUGAGAACAAAGGAAACGACCCCAACAUCAUUAUAGUACCCAAGGACGGUACAGGAUGGGCAAACAAGCAGGAUCAGCCAGACCAAAAGAAUUCCAGUGCGACGGCUGCACAGCUGCAGGAGUCGCUGCCGCAGCAGGGUUUGCAGAAAUCUGUCUCCAAUUUGCAGAAGCCGACACAGUCAAUCAGUCAGGAGAGUACAAAUUCAGUGCCAGGUGGACCAAAGUCAUGGGCACAGCUGAAUGGAAAGCCAGCAGGACAAGAAGGUGGUUCAAGGGCCUCAAGCCGACUGUUAUCCUUCUCUCCCGAGGAAUUUCCGACGCUGAAAGCAGCUGGCGAGCAGGACAAGGUUGGCAAAGAAAAGGGCGCCUUAGAUCCGUCGUAUGGGCCAGGACCAAGCCUCCGCCCCCAGAAUGUCACCAGUUGGAGGGAGGGCGGUGGGAGGAACAUCACCUCUGCCACAUCUCUGACCGCCUCCCCUGCUGAGCUGGGCAGCAAGACCUCUAGCACCGGAGACGGAGCCCCCUCCUCAGUGAGUGCCAGCGAUCCGAAGGAGCCGUCUCUCCGCCCAGCUCAGCCUGUCCGCAAAGGGGCUUCGCAGUUCAUGGGAAAUGUCUACCAGCCACCUACAUACCAUGACAUGCUACCUGCUUUUAUGUGUCCACAACAGCCAUCUGAGACCCCUGCUUCGCUGGACCGAGGGUCUUUCCCCCUUCCUCAGCUUCGACUUGAGCCCCGGGUACCUUUCAGGCAAUACCAGAUGAAUGACCAGGAUGGAAAAGAGAACAGGCUCAGCCUGUCUCGCCCAACACGUCCAGUUCGGCAGCAAAUAGAGCGAGCACCUCGGCCCACCAUUAUCAAUGCAGAGAACCUAAAGGGGCUGGAUGAACUAGACACUGAUGCAGAUGAUGGCUGGGCAGGCAUUCAUGAAGAAGUGGAUUACUCUGAGAAACUGAAGUUUAGUGAAGAUGAGGAAGAAGAAGAAACUGUUAAAGACGGACGACAGAAGUGGAACAGCUGGGAUCCCAGAAGGCAGCGACAGUUGUCCAUGAGCUCUGCAGACAGUGCAGAUGUCAAACACACCUUGGAGGAAGGAAAGAAUUGGGGUGACUCAGCUGGCUUAGCCCGGUCAGUCCGGAAAGUGCAGGAUUCACAGCAGCCUCCGAGGAAGCUGAAUGGCUGGAGCUCUGCAUCUGAGUACCAGAAGCCUGCAGUGGGAGGUACUCUCAAACAGCAGUCCCUCGAGGAUAAAGAAGAAAAGGUGCCACUGAGACAGAAGUUUGUGCACUCUGAGAUCUCGGAGGCUGUCGAGAGAGCCAGGAGGCGACGGGAGGAGGAGGAGCGGCGAGCCAGGGAGGAGCGUCUGGCAGCCUGCGCUGCAAAGCUGAAACAACUCGAUCAGAAAUGCAAACUGGCUCAGAAGAGUGGGGAGACCCAGAAACACACUGAGAAUGAAGACCUGCGACCCCCAAGCACAGAGAAAAAUGCUGUGCAAGAGAAUGGGCAUGCUUUCUGUAGAGCCACCCCUGAGUUUCAUACACAGGAAGUCUCUGUUGGAUAUCUGGAAGAGGAGACUCCUGCCCCAGCAGCAGCAGCCCAAAGCAGCAGUGAGGAGGAGCUCAGAGAAGCUCCUUCCCCAGCACAGGAAUUCAACAAAUACCAGAAAUCUCUUCCCCCACGAUUCCAGAGGCAGCAGCAGCAACAGCAGCAGGAGCAGCUGUACAAAAUGCAGCACUGGCAGCAGCAGCAGCAAGUCUAUCCUCCCCCAUCCCAUUCCCAUCCCCAACGGACGUUCUACCCGCCGCACCCCCAGAUGCUUGGCUUUGAUCCUCGCUGGAUGAUGAUGCCCUCUUAUAUGGACCCUCGCAUGGCCCAGAGUCGUACCCCUGUGGAUUUCUACCCUUCAGCCCUUCACCCUUCAGGUAAGAUGUUCAGUCAGGACUCCAUCGGUGGGAGCAGCUGUCGGUCUGAAGAUCAGAACUGUCAGGCAGGGCACGUGGAAAGGAAAACUGCUCCCUUGGACCCUGUUCCAGUGUGGGGCCAGGAGAGCUACACAUCUCUGCAGAGCAAAGGGUACUCCCUGUCGCAUCAAAAACAGGCUGACAACAUGAACAUGGAGGGGCUGCAUGCCAGGAAUGACAGUUACUGUGCUUCUCCUGGAAGGCCAGAGAGUCUGAGCACCCAGCGAGAUCUCUUUGAGGAGAGAGGGGAGGAGUAUUUGAAUGCUUUUGACAAGAAGGCCCAAGCAGACUUUGACAGCUGCCUGUCUUCUCAGAGGAUAGGCCAAGAUCUCUUGUUUCAGCAUCAGGAGACUGUGCAGGAAACCUGUCCUUCUAGCAAUCGCCAUGCAAACUUGAGGUGUUCGCCCCUGGAGCCUGAUUUUAUCCAAGCAGAGAAGAAGCCUGAAUAUAAUGGCUGGGAUAUCGGCCACCAUCAGAAACCAUCGGAGACUGCAGCGGAGGUUGCUGAAGAAGUGCCCAGGGAUGAGCAGUCAUUCAGUGCUGAUCCAUGGAAGAAAGAAGGGGCUAAUACCAAACAGCCCACUGAAGAGACAACAGAGUGGGCUCCUGAGAACCGGAACACCAGUGGUCAGCACCAGGAGCAAAUGGGGAGGACACGGCGAUCAGGCCCAAUUAAAAAACCAGUCCUGAAAGCCCUCAAGGUGGAAGAAAAGGAGAAGGAGAUGGAGAAGGUUAAGCUGGAGGGAGAGGACACCUCGCGCCCGCUGAAGGAGAAGGCAGCUGUUCAGAAAGUAGAAAAUGAGUCAGAUGACUCUGCAGCCGUACUGAGCUCCACGCGUUACCUGCUGGAUGACAAAGGUUCUUCCCAGGCCAGCCUUGCCCAAGAGGCUGAGAAAUCUGAAGAGGAAGAGGAGGAGGAAGAGAAGCCAGAAAAAAGCUGGGAGAACAAGCUCUCCAGAGAGUCUGGUGAUAUCCCUCCUACAAAAAGAAACAACUGGAUCUUUAUUGAUGAGGAACAAGCCUUUGGUGGGAGAGGUCAAGGGCGUGGGCGUGGGAGAGGCUUCAGAGAGUUCACUUUCAGAGGCCGAGGCACUGUUGUGGGCAGCCGAGGAGUCUAUAACAACCAGCGAAGCAGCCGAGGGCGAGGGCUUCGGGAGUUCAACCAGCCAGAGGACUUCCCCAGAGGCAAGCCAAGGCGCCGCAUUGCAAGUGAGACGCACAGUGAAGGGUCGGAAUACGAGGAGCUCCCCAAGCGUCGCCGACAGAGGGGCUCGGAAAACAGCAAUGAAGGCUCUGUGCUGGACAGAGAGGACAGUGAUUUGAAAAAGGGAGACUUCAAAGAGUCUUGGAGGUCCAACAAAAUCUAUUCAGAUGAUCACACUAGUCUGGAUCCUAAGAUGAGGGCUCCAAGAGCUUUUGGGAGGUCACUACCGCCAAGACUGAGCAACUCUGGCUAUGGGCGAAGGGGUUUCAUGGGUAAGGAGCCCACCCAGUGGCAAGGCAGGAGUGGAGGAGCAGGGUGGCAGGAGUACAGCCACACCUCUCCAUCAGACACUUUUGGGAGCAGGCAGCAGUCUGACAGGGACUACAUUCAGGAUUCUUACAAACACGUGGAUUCCUUCUCCAGCCGGGUUUUUGAUGAGAGUCACCUGGAUGACAAGAGGCACUUUUUCCAGGAAGAUUACUCAGCAGAUCAGGAGAACAUAGAGAACAGGCCGUUCAGGAGACGGCGUCCCCCCCGCCAAGACAAGCCCCCACGAUUCAGGCGCCUCAGACAAGAGAGGGAAUCAGUUGGCCAGUGGAACUCCGAGGAGGGAGGCCCCAGCCUGCUGCCCAGCCAGUGGCCUGGAAGACCUAAGCUGACCACCACGGAGAAGAGCAACAUCUCAGGCAGACGGUCUCCUGAGCUGUCCUACCAGAACUCAUCAGACCACGCCAACGAGGAGUGGGAGACAGCAUCUGAAAGCAGCGACUUCAGCGAGCGACGGGAGAGGCGAGAUGGUGUUUCAGAGGGUGAAGGCCAGCUGGAGGGUGGCCUCGGGAGUGGGAGCUUGGGAGAGAAGAGGGAGCUAGCAAAGAGGAGCUUCUCCAGCCAAAGGCCACUUGUCGACAGGCAGAGCCGCAAGGCCGAGCCAGCAGGAUUUGCAGAGCAGUCUGUCAGGACUGGAGUAGGAGCAGCUUCCAGAUACGAGAGCCAGCAGAAUGGGGCGCUGAUAAAAAGCAAAAGGUCUCCAGAAGAAGGAGGGGGCAUUGGCAACACCAGUGGUGGGAGCAGCCACUCCAUUUACAGCUUGGACAGGGCUUCCCAUGCCAACUCGGAAAGUGCUGAGGGGCCAGGUAAAAAGAUGGAGAAGGAGCCCAAAUCCACUGCGCAGAGAGCAAAUGAGAAGGGAGAGGCCUUGUCACAGUUUGAACUGAGUUAUGGAAGUACCAUCAUUGAUAAUCGGGUGUCGAACACAGCAGAAGAGAAUGAAGUGAGUUCUAUAGCAGGUGAAGGCUUCAUUGAGGUUCUUACUAAAAAGCAACGUCGUUUGCUGGAAGAGGAGCGAAGGAAGAAGGAACAGGCUGCUCAGGCACCAGCUAAGGCCCGUGUCCUUCAGUCUCGCAUUCCUCCUCGAUUUGCUAAGAAGCAGAAUGGCUUGUGCUUGGAGCAAAGUGAUGUAACAGUGUCUGGAAACAGCCUGGGCACAGACAUCUGGGAGAGCAACAGCCCAGCUCUUUCCGUUCAGUCUCCUGGCAGUGAUUCCUGGAGCAAACCUGUAAAUACCUUUAAUGGUACUGAAUCUAGCACCACUGAGCAGGGUUUUAAAGGCAGCCAGGGGGAUAGUGGCAUUGACUUGAGCGCGGAGUCUCGGGAAUCCUCCGCUACCUCCUCUCAGCGCAGUUCUCCAUAUGGCACCCUCAAACCAGAGGAGAUGAAUGGGGCUGGCCUGGUGGACCCAAAGCCUGACUGCCAGAAGGAGCAAGUGCAGAAGCAAACUGAUAAAAAGGAUUCAGAUCAAGGCUCAGGACAGAACAAGGAACACAAGCCUGGACCAAUCGGCAACGAACGCUCCCUGAAAAACAGAAAGGGUUCGGAGGGAACGGAACGGCUGGAAGGGAAUAUUCCCCCUGUUAACGGGGUGGAAAUUCACGUGGAUUCUGUACUUCCUGUGCCACCCAUUGAAUUUGGAGUAAAUCCUAAAGACUCUGACUUCAGCUUGCCACCUGGUUCUGCCUCUGGCACUGCAGCUAACCCUGUCGCCAAAUUGCAGGAUGCCUUGGCCACUAAUGCAGGGUUAACGCAGUCCAUUCCCAUUCUGCGAAGAGAUCAUCACCUCCAGCGGUGCAUUGGCCUCAACCCAAUGUCCUUCCCCACUGCAGACCUUACUCUUAAGAUGGAGUCUGCUCGUAAAGCUUGGGAAAACUCUCCUAGUUUACCAGAACAGAACUCCCCAGGAGGCGCAGGCUCAGGCAUCCAGCCUCCUUCCAGUGUUGGAGCUUCCAACGGUGUCAGCUACAGCUCUUUUGGUGGAGUUUCUAUGCCUCCUAUGCCUGUGGCGUCCGUAGCACCUUCUGCAUCUAUUCCAGGUAAUCAUAUUCCACCCCUGUAUCUGGAUGGCCAUGUGUUUGCAAGUCAGCCCCGCCUGGUCCCUCAGACGAUACCUCAGCAGCAAAGCUACCAACAGGCUGCUGCUGCUCAGCAGAUUCCCAUUUCCCUCCACACAUCCUUACAGGCCCAAGCUCAGCUUGGCUUGAGGGGUGGUCUGCCUGUUUCCCAGUCCCAAGAGAUGUACAGCUCCAUACAGCCCUUCAGGUCUCAGGUGUACAUGCACCCCAGUCUGUCUCAACCCAGCACCAUGGUCCUGACAGGAGGCACUGCUCUGAAGCCUCCAUAUUCUGCCUUCCCAGGCAUGCAGCCCUUGGAGGUGGUGAAAACUCAGUCUGGGUCCCCCUAUCAGCCCAUGAAUGGAAGCCAGACACUGGUUUACGAAGGCCAGAUAAACCAGGCGGCUGGUAUGGGAGCCUCCCAGAUGAUGGACUCUCAGCUUACACAGCUAACAAUGCCUGUGCCUGGCUCCCAGCUUCCUCUGCCCCGCUACGGCUCUGGCCAGCAGCCCCUGAUUCUACCACAGUCCAUCCAGCUUCCUCAGGGCCAAAACCUGCCUGUAGGAGCUCCCCGAAGAAUCCUCCCUCCUGGAUCCCAGCCUUCUGUUCUCGCUACCAGCAGGGAGUCCUCCCAAAUGGAAAUGAAAGGAUUUCAUUUCUCUGAUGGUAAACAGAAUAUGUCCUCCGGAGGGUCUGUACCAUCACCACACACGUACAGGCCUAGCUCUGCCAGCCCAAGCGGGAAGCCGUCUGGACCAGCAGUUAGUAUGGGCUCUGUGCAAGGACACUAUGUACAACAGGCAAAGCAGCGGGUGGAUGAAAACAAAGCCAACCUGGGAGCAGUAAAGCUGCAAGAAGCGGCCUCCGCAAACCAGAUGAAGCCAGUGCGCACGGGAGCGAUCAAACCUCAGGCAGUCAAAGUGGAGGAAAGCAAGGCCUAGGAGCACCUCUGCCCGCCUGGUCCCGCUGCCUGAGCGGCACUGCAGCUCAGACUGGACCCUACUGGAUCUCUUGAAAAUCUCACCGGAUUUACUCCCUGCCCCACAUUGACUGACUACAGUGACAUCAUCCAAGCCCCUCUCCCCACAAAGCAGUUUGAAACAGUGAAUAUGACAUUGACCUGCUUGCUUUAAAACAAACCAACCAUGUGACUUAAGUGGCUUGAGCCAUUUAUUUUUUUGUUUUUCCCGCUCCAUGCCCCAUCCACAGGUAGCUGUGAUUGUUCACUUGGCAAAGCCCAUCCUUCUCCUUCCCUACUUCUGUCUCAGCAGAGUGGCAACUGGGGGAGAGGGUUUAGUUUGAGGUUUUUCAUUUUAAAGGCAGCUGAGGUUUUUACAAAAAAAAAAAAAAAGCUAUAUCUUUGUUUAUAGCAGAACUUUUAUAUGUUCUCUCAUUUCCCCCCUGCCCUUCUUUCUGCUUUCCUCAUUCCUUCCAGAAAAGAAUUCCCUUCAGCUGAAAUUAUGUUCUGACAAAA